UUUCCUCGCCGUCAACGUCUGAAAGCCGCGAGCACGCGUACCAGAUCUACAGCUUUCCCCACACGAGGGAAGCAGAGGAGCGGAGGGCCGCGACCGCCUGUACAGAGUGUCGGAGAGAUAGCCAAGUCGCGAAAAUGGAAAAGAACCUUUUGUCGCUGAGUCGCGACGCCAAGAAGCAUGGCCGACUCAGCUCAUUCUCCCGCCCCUCUCAGUCCGAAGCGUUUCUUUCUCGGCUUACCGACCGACGGAAGCUAGAAGGUCACGCAGGUUGUGUCAAUCGGCUGGCAUGGCACGAGGAAGGCCGCCUUCUCGCCUCUGUGAGCGACGACCGCCAGUGCCUCAUUUGGGACCUUCACUCCGAAAAAGAUUCCCCGACUACAAUCAUCAAUUCUGGUCACUCGCUGAAUAUAUUCGGCGUUGGUUUUCUGAGUGACACACAUGUCGCCACGGGAGCGAUGGACCGCGAGGUUCGCCUCUGUUCGAUUCGCGAAGGAAAUGCAAGCUUCGUUUGUUACUGCCAUUCCGGCAGAGUGAAACAUCUAGCGACGCUUCCUCACGGUUCCCAGAAUCUCUGGUGGACCGCUUCCGAGGACGGGACCGUUCGCCAGUAUGACAAGCGCGCUCUCCACUCCUGCACCCCUGGCGGAGUCCAAGCCUCCAAUAUCCUCAUCAGUCUGCAUCCGCGCGAGCGCCCUCGGGAUGCAAGGCCUUCCGUCCGGAUGACCUUCACCCCUCCUCGAAUCGCCUCUUCCUCUGCUUCAUCGUCUUCCUCUGCUUCAUCGUCUUCCUCUGCUUCAUUGUCUUCCUCUGCUUCAUUGUCUUCCUCUGCUUCUUCUGCCUCUUCUUCCUCUGCUUCAUCGUCUUAUUCUGCCUCUUCUGCCUCUUCUUCGUCUUUGUCUUCUUCCUCUCCCUCUUCAGUCGUUCUCGCAUUUCCAGAAACGAGGGAGAGAGGCCGUUUGUCGUCCUCUGUGUCCGUCCGGUUGCGGUUCCCGCUCGCCAGGACUAGGCGCGAGAGCGCGUCGCCUUCCUCGGGAUCCGACGCUUCGCCUGAAAGAGCGAGAAGAUGCCGGAGACCGCGCGACAGCGAGAUCCGCGCGAAUGUGGUGUGUGGCGCGAACCGAGGGAGAUAUGAAGCCGGAGAGGACGGUGGCUGGGGACUGUCGUUGUUGGAUAGAAGGAUGGAUCUUCGCGAUCACAGAUCCAUUCUCACCAAGGACAGACGACUGUUGCGCGAGGCGUACUAUGAGAUGCAGUUCGCCCGGAAAGGCGGCCCCCGUGGUGCGCCUCAGAUCAAGGCUGUUGCUAUCAAUCCGAUGCAGCCGGAGUACAUCGCUGUUGCGGCAAACGACCCUCUCAUUCGCGUCUACGACCGGCGCAUGCUGUCGUUGAGCAGUGACGGCCUAGGGAGGUCGGAGCCUGCCGAAGAUGACUUUGAGGAAAGAAGACGAAGGAGACAGGAUAUCCGACAUGUCAUGCCUUGCGACGUUUAUCUGCCUUCUACUCUCUGGGGGGUUCCGUUCGAGUUUGAUCCGCACUGGGAAAGACGGUUUUCGAGGCUUCUCACCGUCACACAUCUCAGUUGGUCGCCUGACGGGCGCCUCCUCGGCGCAACAUACAGCGGCGAGCAGGUUUAUGUAUUUCCUUUUCGUUCUUCCACCUCGACGCUCGCUUCUCGCUUACCGCCCUCCUACGAGUGGACCUGCGUACGAAGCGCCUCCGGCUCUCGCAGAAGAAGACGGAGACGAGAAGCGAGAUGCAGCGACGAUGCGAAUCGGCAGUCCUCCUCUUCGUCUUCUGCGUCCUCUUCUCUUGCUUCUGGCUCCUCGCCUCCGUCUUCUUCGUCUUCGUCUCCGUCUUCUUCGGCUGCGUUCUCCGGAGGCUCACGCGGCACACGGGCGGCUUCUCUCGCCUCCGUCUCGGCGACUACUCGCGAGCCUCUUCAAGGGCAGUUAAUCUCUGGCGACAUCUCUCGCACUCUCGUGGGCGCUGCGUCUUCGUCUCCGUCUUCUCGAGAGCCCGGCAUGCAAAGGGAGCGUCCUCCCGACAGAGGAGAGACACAUCCCUCCGCCCUGUCGUUCAGUCGAGCCGAGGCAGAGAGUGAAGGCGUGAGCGACAUGACUUCACCCGUUGGAGUCCCUGGGGCCUCUGUCGCAGGAGAUGGAAAAUACCAAGCUCGCGUCAAGUCUCGCUACGCCUCCGUCGGCUUCUUGCCGAAGGAGAACUGGGAGCAAGCUUCGCACUCUUCGACCCCCACUGAGAAGAUCAAGGAGAUGCAGGCACACGCCAACCAACUUCUGCGGGAUGCGAAGUACACACAAGCCAUUGUGGUUCUGACUCAAGCGCUGAACGAAGCGACGCAGGCAGAGUUGCGAGUCCCCUUGUUGUGCAACCGGGCUCUGGGCUUCAUCAAGAGGGCAGCCAGAGGCGACGGCCUCGCCGCAGAACUGGAUGCAAUCGAGGCUGCAUGCUUGGCGUCGGAGAAUCCGAAACCUCUCUACCGGCGAAUCCAGGCGCUGCGCCUUUCCCGCCGACCCAUUGCGGCCUUUCGGGUGGCUCGAAAUUGCGCGCGACGGUUUCCAGAAAUUCCUGAUUUUGCACGAGUCAUGAAAGAAAUCAGCAAGGAGCUGUGCCGCAGCCGUCGCGUUUCGCAGCUCUAUGGCGGCUCAGGGAUUCGACCUUUCCCAGGGUGUCUUUGCCCUUCGCCGCUCAACAGUCCGCGGUACUUUCGUCGUUCGCCUUCCACUGAGCGAGACAGCCGUGCGGCUGAGGCAACGGGCGAUGCGACGCAGAACCAGGAACGACGCGGCGAUGAGAGGAACUCAGAAACACGGACAGGUCCCGAUGAAGAGACGAGGGAAAUCAGCGCCUUGCCACCCACAACGUCGUCGUCUUGGUCCGCCUCAGCCUCUUGUUCUUCUGCUCCCUCGUCAUCCGCUCCUUCGUCGUUGCUGCACGAUGCUGCGACAGCACCUGCCAGCGACGAGGGCCAGACUGGAGACGCACGAUCGACUUCUUCAGCAGCUGUUGGCCGGAUGGACGGUGCGGAGUCACAGGAGCGCAGCGGAGGCGAGGAAGGAUCAAACUGCCGUUCUGGCGGAGAUACAGACAAACCCAAAGCCCUGUAUGAACCGUCACGUCCCAACCACGAAGAGAGGACUCAGGGUACAUCCCUUGCCUCUCCAGUGUCAGAAACAACGAACGACGAAGACACAGAUCGGAUGAAAGCUCGCGGACUCGACACUCGCUUCUCCGAGACAACCGUGAAGAGACCGCCUCUCCAGUCUGGUCUCAUGAUCUGUCUCGGGAGCAACAAUGGAGAUGACGUCUCUUGCAAGGAUCCUUCCAUGCACCAGACCCUCCGUCACUCACCGCCUUCUUCCUCUUCUUCUCCCUGCGCUCUCUCUGCUUCUUCUUCUCCUUGUUCUACCUCUACAUCUUCUCUUUGUUCCACCUCUGCCUCUACGUCUCCCUGCGCUACCUCAGCCUCGUCUUCUCCUUGUGGUACCUCCACCUCUUCUUCAUCCGCGACCUCUUCUUCUCUUUGUUCUACCUCUGCCUCAUCUUCAUGUUCUACGUCUGCAUCUGCUUCCUCUUCUUCUGCGUCGUCUUCUUCGCGUCCUUCCCCGACGCGCCCUUCGCCACCACCGUCCUCUUUGGAAUCGUGUUCGAAGAGCGAAAAGCGAGAUCUGCGGGUGAAGCAGUGCGAGAAGGACAUGGAAAGUUUGCUGUCGUUGGCAUUCGUUUAUCUGGAGCAUUCCGAGGAGGCGACGCGGCCUCUCUGGUUGCACCCAGCCGUCGGAUUUUCCUAUCGCUGUCGAAUUCCACGAUGGCAAGGCUGGCCGUCGCUUUCAUUCUUGAGGAGGCUGAUUCGCAGCAAAUGCCGUGCGUGGCUGAUGGAAAGGAAGGAGCAUCCGAGACGUAUCGAAGAAGGCGAGGAGGAAGAAGGCGACGAAGCGACAAGUGAGCUCGAGGCAUGGAAGGGAGAUGAAGAAAACAGAGAUCUCGGCAGCACAGGCAGGCGCUCGACAGGGCAUGGGGCAGGUCAGUUAGGUCGGAAGGAAGCCAGAGAGGCAAGCGGCGACUUCGAGAAUGUCGAAGACGAGUGCCAUGGAAACGAGAGGUCAGGAAUUGACAAAGCAGACAUGUUGAGGAGACAAGGACGAAACAAGCGCCAGGCGUCACGCUUCUCUCCUCAGGAUUCGCCACUCUCGGCAUCGUCCAACUGUGGAGCAACAGCGGGUGCAACCUCAACUGCAAGUGUCAACCUGAAGCAGCAAACGGCCGACAAAGAUGUCAAGCGAGAGCCCAGACCAAGCUCACACCGGAAGUCGAAACGCCUACGCAGUGGCUCUUCAUCUUCUUCUUUUUCGUCUUUCUCUUCUUCCACUUCUUCGUCUGCAUCGUCCUUCUCCUCGACAGCUUCUUCUUCGUCUACUUCUUUUUCCUCCUUUUCCUCUUCUUCGUCUUCAUCCUCUGCGUCUUCGUCGUCUGCGUCUUCAUCUGCCGCCUUUGAUAGAGGGUCAUUUACAGUUGCGCAGAAGCGGAAUGAAGGCGCUUCACACCCUGAAAACGCAGGGCCUGGCGGGGGCGUUCGCCGCCCCGCUGGAGCCUUCCUGGGACGGCGUUUCUCACGUUCCGCUCUGGACGCGCUUGACGAACCAGUGAGCUUCAGCGAGUCUUCGUCGGACGGCGAGAGCCGCUUCGACAUCGACGCCUACAACUCAGAUGUCGCCUUAGACGAGUACUGUCUCCUCUGCUCGACCGGCGAAGACGCGCAGAGCGGACCGGACGGUGGAUCAGACUCUUCUGAAGACUCCGACGCGCAGGCAGCCAACGCGCCGCAGAGACGCGAAGCCGCUGAGCGACGGCCUGGCCAGUCAGAAGGCGCGGAACCUGAGGCGGCGCUCACCGUUGUCGGCAGGUCAAGCGGAGUCGCAGACGCCGCAGCUGGAUCCCAAGCAGGGCGUUGCGGAGAGGAGCCAACCGCAGAAACAGAGCCUCGUGAGGAGACGCCAGAAACAGAGCCUCGUGAGGAGGAAACAAGGACAAGGGCUUGCGCGGAAGAGACAGCAGCGACAGGGCCUGGCGGAGAGGAGUUGAGUCCUGCAGAUCCUGAGGGGGACAUGAGAGCAGAACGCCGUGUCUCCAUGUCACAGGCUAUAAGAGAAAGACGGAGAGAACCAGGAAGAGAUGGAGGUGGAAGUCGCAGCAGUGAAUCAGACGGCAGCGCGGGAGGUGAAGCUGCAAGCUUGCGAGAUGAUGCACAGGACAGUCACGACAGCGAUGAUGAUCUUGAGGAAUUUGGAUCUUCAUCGUCAGACAGUUCGUGGCCGAGCUUUGGCGAAGAAGAAAACGUUUCCGACGCCCCGCGUCGUCGGUAUUUCUGGGAUGACAGCGACGAUGACGUCUGGCCGGACGUCGACUCCAUGCAUGAUGUCGGCGCCGCUCCCGGACCCUGGCGCCUUCCUUUUCGGACUGCACGCCAGGCUGAGCAAUAUAUCCUGAACGCCAACUGGAUGCCGACGCCUCAUAUCGGCCGGUUCGUCGGUCACUGCAACGCCGCUACGGACAUCAAGGAAGUUGCGUUUUGGGGGACCAACCACGUCCUGGCAGGCAGUGAUGAUGCCUCGGUUUUAGCAUGGCGAAUGUGUGAUGGCGAGGUUGUCAACAUUCUGCGAGGCCAUGAGAGUCACGUCAACUGCGUGGCGGUGCAUCCGCACGGCUCCUGCAUCGCGACUAGCGGCAUCGACGAUUUUAUCAAAAUCUGGACUCCUGAGGGGGACUCGCCGUUUGUUCUGGACGAGGCAGCGGAAAAGGUUCUGAGGUCGAAUCAGGAUUUGAUGGACGAGGAAAAUGCUGCGGCGCGAAGUCUCUUUACCACAUUUCGUCCGGGAAUCCUCCGGCAUUUGUUCGCAUCCAUGGAUCGACCCGGGGAAGGCGACCGGGAACCCGCUUGCAACAUCCAAUGA
Molecule: messenger RNA, 5969 nt
Organism: Toxoplasma gondii ME49
Lineage: Eukaryota; Apicomplexa; Conoidasida; Eucoccidiorida; Sarcocystidae
Product: WD domain, G-beta repeat-containing protein
Exons: 17
Coding region: 135-5969 (1944 amino acids)
Biological process (GO): negative regulation of fatty acid biosynthetic process
Cellular component (GO): Cul4-RING E3 ubiquitin ligase complex; cytoplasm
Molecular function (GO): protein binding
Source: RefSeq, a predicted model, not a curated record